Toxorhynchites rutilus septentrionalis is the source of this 1002-nucleotide messenger RNA. It is a transcript of the gene Prosbeta5, whose product is annotated as proteasome subunit beta type-5. The record is from RefSeq and is a predicted model, not a curated record. The transcript has 3 exons. The coding region runs from base 76 to 924 and encodes 282 amino acids. Lineage: Eukaryota; Metazoa; Arthropoda; Insecta; Diptera; Culicidae. Gene Ontology annotation, cellular component: proteasome core complex. Gene Ontology annotation, molecular function: threonine-type endopeptidase activity.
GUCAAAGUACAUUUUGUUUGUCAUCAUUCUAGUGUAGAUUUUAACUGCUCAGAUAAAUUUGCUCUCAUCAAGAAAAUGGCUUUAGCUGAUGUUUGUGGGCUCCCCAAUGGGGAUUUGUUCAAUGGAUUCCAAAUGAACCAUCAAUUCUCCCAGCGAGACAUUGUUGCCGGUAGCUAUAAUCUUGAAAACAGUCUUUCAUUAGCGGUUCCCCCAUUUCAGGAUCCUGCCGAAAAUCUGGCUAAACUGCAGGCUCAUGGUGAAUCUAGCGGGAUUAAGAUGAAUUUCGAUCACGGAACCACAACGCUCGGUUUCCGCUUUCAGGGUGGCGUUGUGCUGGCUGUGGAUUCCCGUGCUACCGGUGGACAAUUCAUUGGUUCGCAAACGAUGAAAAAAAUUGUCGAAAUCAAUGACUACCUGUUGGGAACGUUGGCUGGAGGUGCGGCCGAUUGCGUCUAUUGGGAUCGAGUGCUGGCGAAGGAGUGCCGUAUCUAUGAGCUGAGAAACAAGGAGCGUAUAUCGGUUGCGGCUGCGAGCAAAAUUAUGUCAAACAUUGUGUAUUACUACAAGGGAAUGGGACUCAGCAUGGGAAUGAUGUUGGCCGGCUACGAUAAAAGGGGUCCUCAGCUGUACUACAUCGAUUCUGAGGGAACACGUACACCUGGAAAGGUGUUUUCCGUGGGUAGUGGCUCGAUUUACGCGUACGGAGUUCUCGAUUCUGGAUACCGGUGGGAUUUAUCGGACGAAGAAGCGCAAGACCUUGGUCGACGCGCAAUCUAUCACGCAACGCACCGUGAUGCCUAUUCCGGUGGUAUCGUGCGAGUAUAUCACAUCAAGCCAACCGGAUGGGUUAAUAUUUCCAACCAGGAUUGUAUGGAUCUGCACUUUAAGUUUCAGGAGGAAAAACAGCAGAAGCUUGGAUCCUAAAUUUGGCGGUGUUCCAAUAUUUUUAGUUAUGUACUGGUAUUAUAUUCAGCAAAUACAUGUUUGAUCAUUUCGUGGUAA